Knipowitschia caucasica is the source of this 468-nucleotide messenger RNA. The record is from the annotation of a GenBank genome assembly. NCBI's taxonomy places the organism in Eukaryota, Metazoa, Chordata, Actinopteri, Gobiiformes, Gobiidae.
AUGCAACCAUUCCAAUGGUGUAACGGGUGCCUGUGUGCUUUGGGUAUUCAGCGAUCUGAACACUACUGCAGCAUGACGUCGGACAUCUACCAGCUCCCGCUCAAUGUCUAUGUCAUUGUGCUGGGCAUUGGGCUCUUCGUCUUCAUGCUCAGCCUCAUCUUCUGCUGCUACUUGUUCAGGUUGAAACAACAAGGAACCAGAGAGCAGUUCAGCUACAAUGAGGUGGUGCUAAAGGGAGCAAGUAAGAAGCUGAGCCUGCUGGGACAAACCUGUGCAGUGUGUUUGGAGGAGUUCAGGACCAGAGACGAGCUGGGGGUGUGCCCGUGCUCGCAUGCAUUUCACAAGAAGUGCCUCCUCAAAUGGCUGGAGAUCCGCAGCGUGUGCCCCAUGUGUAACAAGCCGAUCAUGCGCCUUCACACAGACGCUCCGCAGGGCGCAGAGGGGCCGCUGGACCCGGAGGAGGUGUGA